AUGGAUUCUGUGUUCCUUGCAGCGUCCUGUCUUCCAUGCAGUAAAACUGCGGGCUGCCACAACAGCACCCACUGUGUGUGUGAAAUUGGCUUCGAGCUCAUAUCUGGAACUAAUAUCUGCCAAGAUAUUGAUGAGUGUGCAACUGGGAUAGCAAAGUGCAAGCAAAUAUCGUACUGCAGAAAUAAAGUCGGGCAUUACAUCUGCAGCUGUUUAAAAUUUGCUAUCUUCAGCUGGGUGGCUGGUCUGGUUGAAAUUGACCAACCAGAUUGCUAUGAUGGCUUAGCAGUAGGGGAGGAAGCUUCUGGUUCAUUCCAAGAAGAACUAAGGAUCAACACAACCAAAAAGGACUUUGCAACCAAGGUGACCCAACUACUUCAGCAUGUUGAACAAUUUGUUUGGAAGGACAGCUAUGCUUCACCAAGGAAGGGUGAAAUUUCUAAGUUAAAUAUGGUCUAUGAAACCAAGCGGUGCCACAACAAGACUGUUCUGGAAGCUGGAAAUAACAUGAUGGUCAUCGACUGUACUUUCAAAGGAGCUAAAGAAAGAGAUGAAAAUUCAGUUGCAUUUAUCACAUAUAAGUCACUCGGGAAAUUUUUGGAUGAAUCCUUUUUUACUCCUCGAAGAGGUAUGCAGGCAGUGGAGUUGAACUCUCACAUUGUGAGUGGAACCAUCGGCACCGAAAUCAAAGUUAACCUUCCUGAACCCGUGUUCCUGACGUUUCAACAUACUAAGCCUGGCCGUGUCAAAGCAAAAUACUUCUGUGUCUACUGGAAAAGACAGGAGACAGGCAGCUGGUCCACAGAGGGCUGCUCCCACGUGGGCAGCAAUGACUCUUACACCACAUGCAAGUGUUCCCACCUAUCCAGCUUUGCUGUCCUCAUGACUCUGUCUCCUGAGGAGGACUUCGUGCUCUCUGUGAUCACCUAUGUGGGCCUGAGCCUUUCUCUGCUGUGCCUGCUCCUGGCUGCCCUCACCUUCCUCCUGUGCAGAGCCAUCCAGAACACCAGCACCACACUCCACCUGCAGCUUUCCCUCUGCCUCUUCCUGGCCCACCUUCUGUUUCUCACUGGUAUCAACAGAACUGAGCCUGAGGAGCUGUGCUCUGCCAUCGCAGGAAUGCUGCAUUACCUCUACUUGGCUGCCUUCAUGUGGAUGCUUCUAGAAGGACUGCACCUCUUUCUCACAGUCAGGAACCUCAAGGUUGCAAAUUACACAAGCUCUGGCAGGUUCAAGAAGAGGUUCAUGUACCCCGCUGGCUACGGAAUCCCGGCAUGUAUUGUUGCUGUGUCUGCCAGCCUCGGACAUGAGAGUUAUGGAACACAUGCCUACUGCUGGCUCAGCCUUGAUAAGGGAUUCAUCUGGAGCUUCAUGGGCCCAGUGGCAGUCAUUAUCUUGAUAAAUAUGGUAUUUUACUUCCAAAUUAUGUGGAUAUUGAGAAGCAAACUCUCUUCCCUCAAUAAAGAAGUUUCUACCAUUCAAGAUACCAAAGUCAUGACAUUUAAAGUCGCUGUUCAGGUAUUUGUGCUGGGCUGUUCUUGGGGCAUUGGAUUCUUUAUGAUGAAAGAAGUGGGGAAGACAUUCGGAUUGGUCUUUGCUUACCUAUUCACCAUCAUCAAUGUCCUGCAGGGGGUUUUGCUCUUUGUGGUACACUGUCUGCUUAAUCACCAGGUCCGAAUGGAAUAUAAGAAGUGGUUUAAAGGGAAGCAGAAAGGGGUUGAAACAGAAAGUGCUGAGAUGUCUCGGUCUACUACACAUACCAAAAUGUAGGAAGAACCAGAGAAGCCUUCAGAAUUCUUACACUGAAAAGGUGCCACGUCAGACCAAUGACAACCUGUCAUGCAUCUACUCUUUGCCUAGCCAAG
Molecule: messenger RNA, 1862 nt
Organism: Jaculus jaculus (lesser Egyptian jerboa)
Lineage: Eukaryota; Metazoa; Chordata; Mammalia; Rodentia; Dipodidae
Product: putative adhesion G protein-coupled receptor E4P
Exons: 15
Coding region: 1-1767 (588 amino acids)
Biological process (GO): cell surface receptor signaling pathway; adenylate cyclase-activating G protein-coupled receptor signaling pathway
Cellular component (GO): membrane
Molecular function (GO): G protein-coupled receptor activity; calcium ion binding
Source: RefSeq, a predicted model, not a curated record